AUGAUACGAGACAAAGCCAACCUCAAACUCGUUAGUUCCCCUGUCAUUGAAGCCACCGAGAUUCUAGACCGUCUACACGCCGCCGACAAAGAAAGUACAUCCGGGCAAGAACACGAGUUUACUCACGAGUUCCUUAAGCGUGAUGGACUAAGGGAGCUGAUUGGCGCAAUCGAGAACAGCUCUGGGAACACAUUGGCCUAUGCUCUCACUUCGAUGCAAAACUUGAUGGAGAACGACUAUGGUUGGGAUAACCUUCAGUCCAACUUUAUUCUCCUGAUCGUCGAUAUUUUGUCCAACUCUAACCCUAUCAAUGUAAUCCGCCCUGCAACAUCCAUACUCAAGCGAUUAGUUGAAGCCGACCCACGAUCCGGGCUCGAUGCUGGUGUCAUGCCUUCCUCAAGUGCAACAACGCCUGCUGCCGAACUGUCGCCUUCACCGCUCCCAGGGAGCGUGUAUCGAUAUGGCUUUGAGGUAGUUUGGGCGCAGCUACAACGUUCACCCAACACAUUAUCUGUGAUUGUGGCCCGACUCACUAUGGCCGAGAGUGGCAUGGCUCUGGGAGGGAUGAUGCUAAUCAACUCGCUAUUGUCCAAUGCAUCCGACGCCCACGCACCAGAGCUUAUCGACGAGCUGGAACGACUGAACAUUCGGAAUGUUGUCCGACGGUUGAUGGCUUCGCAUGCGUCUGCAGAUCUCUCUUCCUCCAUCUUGGAUUUUCAAGCUCAUCUAAUGCGAAUUACCUAUCUGCGAAAAACUACACCGGUUGAUGUAGAACUACACGCUGUCCAAGCGGUCCUCACUUACGUUUGGAUCGCAGCGCGUCUGGGAAACGCUGGGAAGCCGGACCGACUGGCAUUUGAGGGUGAGCAAUGGUCUCUCCUAGGGUGCCCGACCGGCAACAUGAGUCGGAUUUUGCUCAGGUUGGAAUUCUCGGACUCGACUCGCACUUUUGUUCAGACUGACCCCGACCAUUUUGCCAAGGUCGUUUUGGAACAAGUCAGCCGACCUCCUAAUCGGCGUUGCCCAAUUAUCCAGGCAUCUAACGAAGUUGUCGAAAUUUUGACCGAACAUUGGGCGAUAUUUGGACCCGGCUAUUCUACUUCAACGUCGUUCCUUCCAUUUUUCCUUGGUUUUCACCGCGUACAUACCAUUGCUUUACAGCUUUUCCUUCGUCUGUGGAGCGAGAGUUCCGCCAGUGCGGAUGAUUUCGCUAGAGUCGCAGCUUUGGUUCAAAGCCAGAUCAAGUUUGCCCUACGGGAUGAAAGCACCCGGUCAUGGCAUGAGAUGGAAUCAGACUUUGUUACCAGUGAAUACCGUGAUAUACGUGAGCGCCAGAUGAAAGAGCUGGAGCUUACAGACGACCUGCUCAAUAAACCUCCCGUCCGAAAUCUUCGUGCAAAACUGUACAAAGAAUCGUAUGCAUUUGUGCGCCAACAACGCAUACAGUGCUUGAUGCAAGGCGCAUGGUUUGUUAACGGCAUACCAGCCAGCUCGCCUUCUGCGAGAGAAUCCUAUUCAGCUCCCGUUAGACCACAGCGCCCCUGGAGAUUCAUGCGCUUGGAUAAAACCAUGCGCUUCAUCUACUAUUUGGAUAGUGCAAUGAAGAUACCAAUCAGAGGUGGUAUUGAAGACUACCAGAGCGCAGUUGCUUUGAUCGCUGAAGUGGCAACCGAAACUUGCGCGGUCCCCCAUAACGUGGCCUACGGAAGUGGCGACAUUACCUCCCCAACGUCGCCUCCUUCCGUCUCUCCCCUCUCAUUUUCUCUGAUGUCUGAAAGGUCUCGGGAUCAAUCGGAACAACAGCAGCCAUCAAGCACUCCCUAG
This is a messenger RNA of Rhizoctonia solani, 1824 nucleotides long. RefSeq names its product engulfment and cell motility protein 3. The coding region runs from base 1 to 1824 and encodes 607 amino acids. The transcript has 17 exons. Lineage: Eukaryota; Fungi; Basidiomycota; Agaricomycetes; Cantharellales; Ceratobasidiaceae. The record is from RefSeq and is a predicted model, not a curated record. Gene Ontology annotation, cellular component: plasma membrane. Gene Ontology annotation, biological process: cell motility; actin filament organization.